Molecule: messenger RNA, 330 nt
Organism: Rotaria socialis
Lineage: Eukaryota; Metazoa; Rotifera; Eurotatoria; Philodinida; Philodinidae
Source: the annotation of a GenBank genome assembly
AUGUCUAAUUGGUUAUCUCGAGAAAUUAAACAUAUUUUACCAACAUUUGAUUUGCACGCUAUUCGUACUGUUCUUGUCACGUUCGAUCCAUGGCGUCAUGAUUCACGAGCAACAAGAGACUUCUUACAUAUUAUUACGGAUGAUUCUGUUGCUAAGUAUUACCCAAAAAUGUUUGUUAAACCAACAAUAAAAUCGGACUUGUCGGAGCCAAUUAUUACAGUAGAAUUUAUUGAUGCAUCCAAAGCAAUUUUCAAAGCUUCUAAAUUAACAACAUUAGAUAUAUUCACGAAAUUGAAACCACUAUGCAUUAAUAAAGCUCCACCACCAUAA